Messenger RNA from Rhinopithecus roxellana (golden snub-nosed monkey), 3496 nucleotides. It is a transcript of the gene GCSAM, whose product is annotated as germinal center associated signaling and motility. The transcript has 6 exons. The coding region runs from base 469 to 951 and encodes 160 amino acids. The record is from RefSeq and is a predicted model, not a curated record. Lineage: Eukaryota; Metazoa; Chordata; Mammalia; Primates; Cercopithecidae. Gene Ontology annotation, biological process: regulation of B cell receptor signaling pathway; negative regulation of lymphocyte migration.
CCUAUGGGAGAGCAGAGGAGAUGGGACAGGGCAAUACAGCAAGGAAGAGAAAAAGAAAGCUAGUAUACAGUUAGCACACUAAGUUGGGGUAGAAAGUAGUUGGGUAAGGAAACUGCCAAGCCUUCAGUGCCUACUCUGUGCCAGAUACCACAUUAAAUUUCCCAUAGGUUUUCCUUCUCCGAAGAAUCAUGGUGAGCAGCUGAUGGAGAAUAGCUGAAAGGUAGAAAGACUUUACCAAGGAAGGUCUAUAUCAUAGGUUACCACCUAAGAAAUGAAACAACUUUCUGAAAGCCCAGGAAGGAGAUGCUCUCCUGAGCUCCUCAUGCUCCAAAGGGAGGUCAAAAUCACCACCCUCUUUCAGCCAGAAUUUUAAGUUUGAAAUAAACAGCAAGCUUCCUGCCACCUUGAGGCCUCCUUUGAUGUACGCUCCCUGCAAGCAGUUUCAGGUGGCAGCAGAACUCUCAAGAGAUGCCUUGGAAUCUGAGAAUGCAAAGCCCCAAACAGAGAACAUCCAGAUGCUGGGAUCACCAUGUCGCUGAAGGGUGUUUCUGCCUUCCCUGGAAAAAAAUACUCAUUUUUGAAAAGAGGCAAGAUUCCCAAAAUGAAAAUGAAGGAUUGUCAUCUACUCCCAUCCAGGACAAUAUUGACCAGACGUACUCAGAGGAGCUGUGCUACACCCUCAUCAAUCAUCAGGUUCUCUGUAGAAGGCCAUCAGGGAACUCUGCUGAAGAGCACUAUGAGAAUGUUCCCUGCAAAGCUGAGAGACCCAGAGAGUCCUUGGGAGGAACUGAGACUGAGUAUUCACUUCUACACGUGCCUUCUACCCCUACACAUGCCCGAUCCCCAGAAGAUGAAUAUGAACUUCUCAUGCCUCAAAGACUCUCCUCUCACUUUCUGCAACAGCCACAUCCACUUACGGCCCCUUCUGAGACCCAGUUUUCCCAUUUAUAGUGAAGUGGUUGGACUAGCAUUUGUUUAGCACCAACAAAUAAAAGGUGGGAUGGGGGAUCUGCCUGAAGCAGGGAUGGGACACAAAGUCCCUCCAGUUUACCUCCCACAGCAACCCUUUCCCUGCAGAGCACGGUUUGCGUACCACAAGUCCUCUUAGCACGCAAAAGCCAAAAUAUAAAGAUCAACCAUUUAUCCUAAACACUACCAUUUGAGAAAGAGGUAGCCAUCUUUGGUUCUACAUGAUUUGGAGAUUACAGUGGUAGGGGGGGCUCCCUGAUUCCCCUAAAGCUAUGCACACCACAAGGGGCUCUGCUGUCUGUCUGGGAUCUUCUUAUAAAGUGUUCCUAUGAUUGUUCUCUGAAGUCACAAGGAAGCUUUACUCAUCAUACUAAGUGUACCCAAGGGGGAGUUCACUCAUUACAGUGACCUUCCAGCUCAGCCCUCACCCCAUGGGAGCCUGUGUUGCUCCUCUCACUCCAUGUGUGUAAGCCAUGUCUUUUACAUAGUGUCCUUUGACCUGUUGGCCCCCAGGGUCUGGCUGGUUAUGUGAGUUGAAUCAAGAGGCUCUAGGCCAGAUGUUUACAUAAUUUUAACCUAUAUGAUUUUAUUUUUAACUUUGUAUUUCUCCCUAGAAAUCUUAAUAAGACAAUUGUAGCAUCAGACAAUGUUAAGAAGAAUGAUCCUUGGAGAUCCCAUAAUCCCACUACCCUUGUUUGGCUCAGAGAGGAUAAUUUACCUAAUGUUACAUUAAAGUUAGUGGCAAAACUUAAUUUGGAGGCUGAUUUCCUACUGACUUCCAAUUUAGUGCUCCCCCAGUAUGCUACAUAGAAAGCUCUCUGCAAUAUACUAAAUGUAUACUAAAUGUAUAUAUUUAAUAAUGUCAUGUAUAAAAUAUGAAUAAAAUGUCCACAUAGUAAUGUCCACAUUACUUUCUCUUAUCUUUUCCUUAGUGUUCCUCAAAUUAUAUCUAUCCUGUAAACCAGGAUCAGCAAACUGUAACCCCCAGGCCAAAUCUGGCCCACUCCCUGUUUUUAUAGAUAAAGAUUUAUUGGAACACAGCCACACUCAUUUGUCUGCCUACUAUCUAUGAUUGUUCAACCAUGGGAGAGUUGAGUAGUUGUGACAUGGACCAUAGGCCCUUAAGAGCCAAAAUAAAUAUACUUUGGCACUUUUUGGAAAAAAAGUUUGCAGACACCUGCCCUAAAUUAUUAUAGUUUGAGAGAAACUUAACAGAAAUGUGUUUGGUUACUGAUGCAUAAGAGCAAGCACCAAUAAAAUGGCAUAAAAAUAUUAAAUCACAAAUUGGAUAAGUGAGACCAAGACAAUUUAGCAAAUUCUGCUAUUUCUGUAUUCACACCUGUGUCUUCCACUUGUUUUAUUUAACUCAUGGCUACUGUCCUAAUUUUAGGCAUGCUAAAAUAGUUCAUUUUAAAAGAGGUUUGUUUAAGAAAGCAGUAGGUACAUUAUGUUUACUAGACAGGCCCUUUGACCAGCUAAGUGACAGGGACCCUAGUACAUUAUGUUUAGUUACUGUUUUCUUCUCAAAGUUAACCAAAGCUGAAUAACUUUGCUAUUUAAAAUGUGCUAACUCCCAAAUGAGGAGAAAUGCAGUGGCCUGAGCUUGGAUGUGUCAGGUUUUUGGAGACUUCGGCCAGGUGAUGGUCUUCACCUGCAUCUUGGUAUCUCCUCCUCUGCUGACUUCCUACUUUUAGCAAGAUUCCUUCACGUGGAACUCUAGCUGAUCCUUGGCCAGGAUCAGAUCCUCAAAAGGAGGUAUUCAUGUUAGCAGUGGAUAUUGUACAAGAUGUAACAUGGCUUAGAGGAAAGACUGUAGAUCCCAGAGACAGAUCAUCGGUCAUUCAAAUCCUGGUUCUCUCUCUUCCUCCAUCUGUGACUUUGAACAUGCUACUUACUUGGAGUCUCAGCUCCUUAAUCAUCGACAGAAGGAUUACAUCCAAUGUAGGCAAUCAUCUAUUACAGACGCUGAAUAAAUGAUAUCAAAGGGUAUAAACAAAAAUCUUUUUUGAUGUAUGGAAAAAAACUAUGCUGAUGCAGCUGGUUAUUCAGGGUCACCCAGCAGUCCUCCAGCAAGGUAGAAACACCAAAUCAAUGAGUUUAUGCUAGAAGUUUUCACAUGGCUACUGGGCCAUUGUGGAAGUAGACUGGUUGAAAUAUUCUUAGUAUGACAUAAUAUUUCUUUGAACCUCAUCCUGUGAAAGCAUUAUCUGUCCCAAACAGUAUAUGCCUUUUAUCAGUGACACAUUAAAUAUUAAUGUUUAACCAAAGAAAGUUGUUUUUAUAAUGAAAUUAUAACAGGGAUUUACAAGAGGGAAUUAUAAGAGGGAUUAUGAAAGGGAAUUACUUUUGAGCAGGGGGAGCCAUUUGGGAGUGCUUCAGGAUACCCAAAAUGAUAUAUACAAUUAUGAUUUCUAAGUCAAAAGUAAUAUUAAGAACAAAAAGAGUUUAAAAAUUCUGAUAUGAAUGUAACAUACUUAAUGUGUAGGAUGUCUCAAAUUUCCAGUAAAUAAAUUUUAAUGUCCCAAAA